This is a messenger RNA of Rhagoletis pomonella (apple maggot), 2328 nucleotides long. RefSeq lists its product as uncharacterized. The transcript has a single exon. Gene Ontology annotation, molecular function: nucleic acid binding; aspartic-type endopeptidase activity; zinc ion binding. The record is from RefSeq and is a predicted model, not a curated record. Gene Ontology annotation, biological process: proteolysis. Bases 1 to 2328 code for a protein of 775 amino acids. Lineage: Eukaryota; Metazoa; Arthropoda; Insecta; Diptera; Tephritidae.
AUGGUUACGGAGUUUCAAGAGAAGAUGAAUAAAGUAAAGUUAAACUCACUUAAAGUGGAGCAAUUAAAUAAAUUGUUGCAAAGCCAGAACAUUCGCGCUGUCGGCAAUAAGGCGCACAAACUGGCAAAGCUGGCUGAAAUUUACGAUGGAGACGAAGUCGACGUGGAAGAAUUGGAAGUCGAUGGUGAGGCAGCAAGUGCUCAACAACAGAUAAAAGAAGUACGUGGGGCUAUUCUAGAUUUAACGAGGACUGUGGGUGAACUAGUGACGUCCCGCAGAAAUGUAGGUGCAGAGACAACAAGCGAAGUGCAACAACCGACCACAUGUCUACCAACUCCAGCGAAUGGAGACGGAGUGCCAACAAUAACGGCAGGAACAACCCAAACGUUGCAGAUUCGACCUAAUAGCCGACGCGAAAUUUAUGCUCUCAUGCCGGAGUACGAUCCGUUGAAGAAUAACUUAAGCAGUGAAGUGUUCAUCGAAAAGGUAACACAGUUACGCCGGGCAUACGAGUUGACAGAGCAAGAGACUCUAGUAGCAGCGCAAUCUAAGCUAAAAGGUGUCGCCAAGGAAUGGCUAGAUUCGCAAGAGGUUUUCCAAUCGUGGUUGGAUUUUGUUCAAGCGUUUGAGCAUGAUUUCCCAGCAUCAAUGACGUCAGCACAGGUGCACCGCAAUAUGUCACAACGGAAACGACAAUCGCGUGAAACAUUUGAAGAAUACUAUUAUGUGAUGUUGAGUAUGGGUCGACGAGGUAAGAUGGACGAGGAGUCAAUUAAUGCAUACAUCAUAUCAGGCUUGAACGAUGCAAUGUUAUCACGCACACUACUAGCCCUUAAGUUACCAACAUGCAAUGACUUACUCCGCUCACUGAAGGGUAUGAUCGUCGGUCCGACGCAGCCGAGGGUAAGCUCAAGUGACGAAAAGAAUACCAGCGAGACAGGUUCAAGAGCGACGAUGAAUAGGAAGCCAAUGAAGUGCUUCAACUGUAACCAAUAUGGGCAUAUCGCGGCAAAAUGCCCACAACCGCAACGGAAGCCCAAAUGCAGCAAGUGCAAUAAGAUGGGGCAUGAAGCUCAAGCAUGCCGAAGUGAAAGACCAACGGUCGCAAACGUAGUGGAGGACUCCAAGCAAACAACCAAUGCAGCCAGUAAAGAUGUUGUAUGGAACGGCAAGACGUUUAGAGGGUUUAUCGACACUGGUAGUGAUGUUUCGCUUAUCGCAGCAUCAAAAGUUCCUGAAGAGGCGACACGGACAUCUUCUAUCAAGCAACUCGAGGGCUUUGGCGGGGCAGUCAUAGCCAGCACAGCGGUCGUCGAUGCAGAGUUAGUCGUCGAUGGAGCUACGAUAUUGACCCCGUGUCAUAUCGUCCCAGAUGAGGUUAUGCAUUAUGAUAUAGUUAUUGGUAGAGAUGUACUAUGCAAAGGAAAUUGUAGAUUAACCAUCGAGUCAGGCGUAAUGCAAGUGCAUCAGCGAAGUGAAUUACCUUUCAUAAUCAACGAAGAUCUGGACGAAGCAGACAGUCAAGGGAUGAGAACCAUGCUACAGCAAUACGGUAGUUUCUUCUCGCAGAGUUUGACUGAACUAGGACGAUGUAAGACAACGCAGAUGGAGAUCCUCGUGACCACAGACCAACCGGUAAUGGGAAGGCAAUACCAGGUUCCGCUUUAUCAACGUCCAGUACUAGCAAAGAUUAUCAGCGAUCUACUGGAUAAUGGCAUUAUUAGACCAAGUUCAUCACCACACGCGGCACCCGUUAUUAUCGUGAAGAAGUCCAACGGAGAAGAUAGGAUGUGUGUUGAUUACCGUGCUCUCGACGCGGUAACGAUGAAGAAACACUUCCCUAUGCCUAUUGUUGAAGAACAACUAGCAAAACUGGUAGGAAACAUGGUCUUCACUACGCUGGACAUGACAGCAGGAUACUACCAGAUUCCGGUGAAGGAAGAAAGCAAGCCAUACACAGCGUUCUUGACACCAGAGGGCUUAUUUGAGCAUAAUGUGAUGCCAUUUGGCCUACGCAACGCUCCAAUGGUGUUCCAAGAAAUGAUUACAAAGAUGAUAAGAGGUUUAAAGCAUCGCGAUAAGAUUGUGAGCUAUGUAGACGAAGUCAUAAUCGCAACGAAGACGGUGGAACAAAACAUUCAGGUGGUGUCCGAGUUUUUGCAAGCGGUCAAAGAAUCCGGUCUUACAUUACGGCCGUCGAAAUGCAACUUUCUGGCAACUAGGAUCCAGUUCUUGGGACAUAUCGUGAGUGCAGAUGGUGUGCAGCCCGGGAAGGGAAAACAAAAAGCAUCAGAGACUUUCCACGACCACGAUCAACGACCGAAGUAA